AUGGAUAUUCAUCAGUCAUUACCGGAAUCCUCCUCUCUUAGCAUAGAAAUUGAGAACAGCACCAUAGUGACAGAAUUCAUCCUAAUGGGACUUUCCGAUCUCCCAGCAGUCCGUUUCUCCCUGUUCGCUGCCUUUUUGCUCAUCUACCUGAUCACCCUGUUGGGGAAUGGAACCAUCCUCCUGGCUAUAGCAGCUGACUCCCACUUGCACAACCCCAUGUAUUUCUUCCUCAGCAACCUCUCCAUGCUGGACGUCUUCUGUCCCACGGCCACUGUCCCCAAGAUGUUGGAGAACCUUUUGACAGAGAGCAAUACCAUUUCCUUUGCUGGCUGUGUGCUGCAGCUCUACUUCUUGGUAGCCCUGGCAGGGACAGAGGUCUUCCUCUUGGCUGUCAUGGCCUAUGACCGCUAUGUGGCCAUAUCCAACCCCUUGAGGUACACAGUCAUCAUGAGCAAGAGGUUGUGUCUCCAGAUGGUUGCUGGUACGUGGAUAACGGGGUUCCUUAACUCCUUGCUGCACUCAGUUCUGACCUUCACCCUUCCUUACUGCAAAUCCAACAGAGUCAAUCAAUACUACUGUGACAUCCCACCGGUACUGGCCUUAUCAUGUGCUUCAACCUUCUUAGCUGAGAUGGUUGUCCUUAUUGUUGGAGGCAUUUUUGGUGUGGGGGCUUUCUUGGUCACGCUGGUUUCCUAUGUCCACAUCAUCUCCACCAUCCUUAGAAUCCGCUCUGCUGAGGGGAAGCGUAAAGCCUUCUCCACCUGUGCUUCUCACCUCAUGGUGGUGUGCCUCUUCUAUGGGACCACCAUCUUCACUUACAUAAGACCCUCUUCCAGCCACCAUCCCGACCAGGACCGGUUGGUGAGCAUGCUAUAUGGGGUGAUUACCCCCAUGUUGAACCCCUUGAUCUACAGCCUUAGGAACAAAGAGGUGAAAGGGGCCUUGAAGAGGGUGAUAACUCCUAAACUGCGCUAA
This is a messenger RNA of Hemicordylus capensis (graceful crag lizard), 975 nucleotides long. Its product is annotated as olfactory receptor 5V1-like. Gene Ontology annotation, cellular component: membrane. The record is from RefSeq and is a predicted model, not a curated record. The transcript is spliced from 2 exons. Gene Ontology annotation, molecular function: olfactory receptor activity; G protein-coupled receptor activity. The coding region runs from base 1 to 975 and encodes 324 amino acids. Lineage: Eukaryota; Metazoa; Chordata; Lepidosauria; Squamata; Cordylidae. Gene Ontology annotation, biological process: G protein-coupled receptor signaling pathway.